AUGCUUAGACAUUUAGUGAAAUCAUAUCUGCUGUUUCAUUGCUUGUUUGCAAUCAAAAAGUUUGAUAACUUUAAUGAAGAUAAUAAAGACGAUGUCCUUGACUUAAUUAAAACUGCUGGUUAUAAAGCAGAAGCACAUUUAGUUGUUACUGAAGACGGAUAUGUGUUGAAAGUUCACAGAAUUCUUCCGAAAGUGAAAGGAAAUAACAUCAAACAUCCCGUGUUUCUGAUGCACGGGUUGUUAGCGGCUUCAGCUGAUUAUAUUAUAACUGGACCUCAAACUGCACUUGCUUUUCUAUUGUCAGACGCAGGUUAUGAUGUUUUCAUGGGAAAUGCUCGAGGGAAUAAACAUUCGACUCGACAUAAAACUUUUUCAACAAACUCAAAGCAAUUUUGGAAGUUUAGUUGGCACGAAAUUGGAUUUUAUGAUCUUCCAGCAAUGAUUGAUUUCGUCUUAAACUUUACGAGAUCAAAACAAUUGUUUUAUGUUGGUCAUUCUCAAGGAACAACUUCACUUCUAGUUUUACUAUCAAGUCGUCCACAGUAUAAUGAAAAAAUCAUUCAAGCACAUUUAAUGGCUGUUUCUGCUUAUCGUAAUGCACUUCCCGAAUCACUUUUUAAGAUUCAAGAGUUUCAGACUUUGUUUUCAUCUAAUGAAACAGGUUUCUUUGAUUUCACGCCACUUUUCCACAUGGGACAGGUAUUUAGUGAUAUCAUGUGUACAGAGAAGGAUAAAAAGAAUUUGGAAUUCUGCUUGAAAUUGGUGUUUCAACUUGUUGGAAAGAAUGAGAAAAGAAUUGAAAUUGACACUAAAGUUCUACCGAAACUAUUGCAACACUUUUCACCGAAAAUUAGUGUAAUGCAAAUGGAACAUUACAUUCAGCUGACAAAAAGUGGAAAGUUUGUUCAGUACGAUUAUGGGGAAGACAAUUUGCUUCAUUACAACACAACAUCACCGCCAGGUUACGAUUUGAAAAAAGUUGUAGCAAAUAUUUAUCUCUACCACGCUGCACAUGAUUUACUUGUGCCAAUAUCAGUGAGAAAACUCAGUGUACAACAGUUAUUAGAACAAAGAAUGUCUUCUUGUUUGGAAAAGUGCAACGAGUUUGCUCGUACACCAACCGCACGAAUAAUAUUUUGGGUUGUCAUUUUAUUGUCAUCUUGUCUUUUUAUUUAUCGUCUUGCAACCACUGGAAAUACUAAUGAAAGAUUGCUUAAAGUAAUCUCUGAUAAAUCAUCUGACGAUGGAGCAUUAAUAACUUUUUCAAAGAACUCAGAAAACUCCUACACAAAGAAAAUCAAGGAAUUCUUAGCUCCUUACAAGACGCCUUCUCCUAGCCGACAAACGUGUGGCUAUGAAUUGCCACCUACAGAAGGAAAAUCAUGUGAUGUCGAUUUAAAAUUAUUUUCGCCGUGCUUGGAUGAACACAAACCUUGUGUCUUCAUUAAACUUGGUGAAAAAGAUUGGAAAAAUGAAUUUUACAACGUUACUGAUCUUCCCAUCGAUAUGCCGAAGGAUCUUAAAGAAUACAUUACAGAAUUCAAAAGAAUCUACAAAAACAUUGAAGUCGCUGGAGUUUCUUGUAGUGGAGAUGGUCCAUUUGAUAUAGAACAUAUUGAAAAAAUGACUUAUAUACCAUCAAUGGCUUUUCAUUUCUAUAAUAACUCUGGAAAGAUUCAACCAAUUGAACCAAUAAUUGCUUUGCAAUUGGAAAAAAAUAAACCUGGAGUCGUAAUCUUUUUAAAAUGUAUGUUGUGGACUCGUAUUCCGGAAACAUUUAUGUUCCAAGUUUUGGUCGAUUAUUAAAAUGUGACAAAGAUCUGAUAAACAAUGAAUACGCAAUUAAAGUUAUUACAAUGAAAAUCUCAAUGACAUAACACUGUACCUGCAGGUAAAAAAUAAUCUCAAAGUAAAAGAUUUUAAAGUUCUUUUUCAUAAACUUUCUACCUCAUCUUUAUACCUACCGAUGAUAUGGCAAAUAACUUAACAAUGUUUGUUUGUUUGUAACAAACCAAUUAAUCCGUCAUUUGGUAAUUAUUUUACUAAAAAUUUACAACUUAAUUAAGUGUGAACUUCUUAGCAGAUAGAAUGCCUAUUGUGUGUCUUUACUUCUGUUAUUAAAUAUAUGAAAACAUAAUAUUUUUAAAUAAAGUAAUAUUUGUUUUAAGCAAAAAUCAAA
Messenger RNA from Clunio marinus, 2179 nucleotides. The record is from the annotation of a GenBank genome assembly. NCBI's taxonomy places the organism in Eukaryota, Metazoa, Arthropoda, Insecta, Diptera, Chironomidae.